AGAAAUGUUGCAGAAUCCAGGAGACUGAAGAGACCAAUGGGAAACAGGAGGACUUUAUUACGUUUUAGGCCAAAUGAAGAUCUGGCAGGAAGAAGUGCAGCUGCGGAGGCCCUUGUUGCUGAGCCAGGGAACGUGGACACUUGCCCAUACUAAGAGAGUAGAGGGCUGCAAGGAAGUUACACUGGCAUAUCUAGCUGUUUCUCCUGGUUUUUGAGAUUUUCGACACAGAAAUCUCAACAUGGCACCUUAUCAUAUUCGCAAGUAUCAGGAGAGUGACCGAAAACCUGUCCUGGACUUGUUCUCCAAUGGCUUGUUGGAGCAUAUCCCUAUCACCUUCUACAAAAUGCUGAUUUUGCCCCAAACCCUUCUGUUCAUACUCGGGGUGCUCUUCUCCAUACUCCUGGUCUCUGGUUCCUGGUUCCUGGUCAUUGUAUCCAGCUUCAUUCUGCUUGCUUUCCUGUGGCUCCUUGCCAGAUAUACUUGGAAGAACCGUGUGGACCUAAGUCUGCGCACAGACAUGGCUGACAUCACCAAAUCCUACCUGAGAGCAUGCGGCUCCUGCUUCUGGGUGGCCGAGUCUGGGGGGCAGGUGGUGGGCAUUGUGUGUGCUCUGCCAGAGGAGAAUCCUGCACUGGAGAAGAAGCAGUUGCGACUGCGCCAUCUCUCUGUGGCUAUGGAGCAUCGAGGAGAGGGAAUAGGGAAAGCCCUGGUCAGGACUGUCCUCCAGUUUGCCCGGGAGCAGGGCUGCAGUGAAGUCGUCCUCACUUCCAGUGUGCUGCAGUAUGCUGCCCUGGGCCUCUACCAGGGCAUGGGCUUCCAGAAGACAAGACAUUCCUUCUAUAGCUGGCUUUCGAGGCUAAGGGGUACACCUUUAUUUCAUUUCACAUACUGCUUUCCUUCUGCUCAGGAGGGGGCCCUGUGACCUCUUGCCUUGUGUAUCAUUCAGUAUCUGAUCAACUCUGCUGUAGCAAAAAGCAAACCCUGAUAUCUCAUCAGUAAUAUAAAACAAUAAAAGCACAUUGCCUCUGCACAUCUCAGUCUAAUGUUUUUGAUAGUAGGAUGUGUGUGUGGAGGCUCUGCUCCAUUCUACCUUUCUAAAGUGACUAUUUCACGUAUCUAUCACCAUGGUACUAUUAUAUUAAAAAAA
Molecule: messenger RNA, 1147 nt
Organism: Fukomys damarensis (Damara mole-rat)
Lineage: Eukaryota; Metazoa; Chordata; Mammalia; Rodentia; Bathyergidae
Product: N-acetyltransferase family 8 member 3
Exons: 3
Coding region: 239-922 (227 amino acids)
Molecular function (GO): N-acetyltransferase activity
Source: RefSeq, a predicted model, not a curated record